AUGCGUACCGCCGCCGUCCUAUCUGUGCUGCCUCUGGCACUUGCUGCUCCCUCGAAGAGAGCCCAGCCGGCGCCUCUCCUCAAACCCCGAGGUGGCCAACUUGUUGAUGGGAAAUACAUCAUCAAGUUGAAGCAUGAUGCCCAGGACGGAGCUCUUGGCAUGGCCAUGAAAACCCUUUCAAGCGAUGCCGACCAUGUAUACAACUCUGGAAAAUUCACCGGCUUUGCCUCCAGCCUCACAGCCGAGGAAUUGGAUGCCCUGCGAAACGACGACUCUAUUGACUAUAUCGAGCAAGACGCCAUCAUCACCAUCAAGGCCACACAGAGAAACGCAGACUGGGGCCUGGCUCGCCUGUCCAAUGCCAAGUCUGGCAGCACCACGUAUACGUACGAUGACUCGGCAGGGGAAGGCACCUGUGCCUACAUUGUCGAUACGGGUAUUGACACGACGCACCCGGAAUUCGAAGGGCGAGCUGAAUUCUUGGCCAACUAUGCUGACAACGACGACACUGACGGGCAAGGACACGGCACGCAUGUUGCCGGAACCGUAGGCUCGGUCACUUAUGGUGUUGCCAAGAAGACCAAGCUGUUCGCUGUCAAGGUCCUUGACUCUAGCGGCGAAGGAACAAACUCCCAGGUGCUGUCCGGAAUGGACUUCGUCGUUGAUGACGCCCAGGGACGCGAAGACUGCCCCAAUGGCAUCGUCGUCAACAUGUCCCUCGGUGGUCAGGUUUCCUCUGCCAUCAACCAGGCGGCCGCCGCAAUUGUCGAGGCUGGCCUUUUCCUUGCCGUCGCAGCGGGCAACGAGGCGGCUGAUGCCUCCACUUCUUCGCCAGCUUCGGAGGAGUCGGUCUGCACCGUCGGAGCCACCGACAUCGACGAUCAGCUCGCCGAGUACUCCAACUUUGGCAAACUCGUUGACAUCCUCGCACCUGGUACCGAUAUCGAGAGCACAUGGCUCGAUGGUAAAACGAACACGAUCUCCGGCACUUCGAUGGCCAGCCCUCAUAUUGCCGGCCUUGCUGCCUAUCUGCUCGGCCUGGGAACCGCACCAAAGGAUCCCCAGGAGCUUUGCAGCUACAUCGCACAGAGCGCCCUCUCCGAUGUUGUCUCGGGUGUCCCAAGUAGCACUGUGAACUUGCUUGCAAACAACGGCGAGUCUGCCAACAGCACUGGGGCCAGGCACAUCAAGAGGCGGUCGGCCCCUGCCGCUAUCCCGGCCUUCGGUCGUUUGGCAAGGCGACACUAA
Messenger RNA from Neoarthrinium moseri, 1248 nucleotides. RefSeq lists its product as uncharacterized. Gene Ontology annotation, biological process: proteolysis. Gene Ontology annotation, molecular function: serine-type endopeptidase activity. The transcript is spliced from 6 exons. Lineage: Eukaryota; Fungi; Ascomycota; Sordariomycetes; Amphisphaeriales; Apiosporaceae. The record is from RefSeq and is a predicted model, not a curated record. Bases 1 to 1248 code for a protein of 415 amino acids.